AUCACGAAAAUGCGAUAACGCACUCGGUGUUUAUGCGGCGUUGUUUGAACACGGUUAAUAAAUGGUUUGUAAAUUAUCCGACCACCGUGUUGAUCAUGUUCUGAAAUACGAUGACGUCGCGAUUAAGUGGACGAAGCCGAUUUAAUGUUGAGCAGUAAUUUUUUUCUGGCGUAUUCCGUUCUCGACCUGAUGGUUUUGUAGGAUUCAUUUGCUACGCUAAAACCAUGGCCACCGUAAUAGCCAUCGAUCUGUCCGUGUCCAUGCUCCGAGACAUUAAAAUCAAAGACACCAAAGAAUCAUUUACGUUGCUACAGUUGGCCACUCAUGGUGUCAAUGUUCUGCUCGACUACUUAGCUGUACACUCAAGGCUCGAAUUUGUAGCUGUUGUGACAUUUUCAUCAACUUGUGAUGUGCUAUGUUCAUUUACUCGAGAUUAUGACCUAAUUAAAGCAAAAAUCACACAAUUAGAAUUCAGAACCAACACCUGCUACCCACCUGUAAUACAGACUAUUAAUUAUUUAGUUCAUAGUGAAUGGUCCAACUCAGUGACAUGCCAAGUUAUAAUGAUUACUGAUGGUAAUUGUUAUGAAGGUCUUCGGAAACCAGAUAUGACUCCAUUUCUGUUUCCUGGCAAACUUAUAGUUGUUCCCUUAGAUCAAGUGUCAUCCCUUUACAAAAACAAUUAUGACUCAAACAAACUUCCAAAUGGUCUUGGGCAUAUAAUGUCUCCUGAACUACCUCUGACCCCAUCUUCAGUUGCUAAAGUAUUUGAGAAAAUUUCUAAAGAAGCAUAUGUACCAUAUAGUGCAGUAUUACGAUGUGGUCAUUUAAAAUCAGAUAUUCAUUUAAUUCCUCCCCCCUAUUCUUAUACAAAAGCUGCAGAUUUUGAGAUAACUACCUGUUGUAUUUCAAAUGAACUGAGUAUUAUUGGAUUUCUUGAGUCUUCAAGAGUAGAAUGCCCUGCUACUUUAUCGCGUCAUCUUGUUUUACCUCAACGAGUUUCAGAUGAAUGUGUUGAAAAUAAUGAAGCAUCUUCUAAAACUCCAUCAUUUUGUGUGUUAUUACAUGGAGCAUUAAAAGUAGAAAACAUGACAGCUUUAUGUCAGUUAAGCUCUAACUGGUAUGGAUUAUUGGUUAGUUGGGCAGAUAAUAAAAAAAAAUCUAAUCUUAUGUUAAUUACACUUGAACCUGGAACAAAUGCAAUCCCUUGGUUAGGUGAUAUUCAAAAUCUUACAUUAUCACCUACAGAGUUAAGCAAAACUGAACUUGAAGAAUCACAACCUGUAAAAACUUCUGAUAAACGUAGUUAUAACCAGUCACAAUUGGUUUGGAUCAAGGAAGCUGGUCUUCAAGCAGAUAUUCAAAAAAUUUUAAGACAAGCAAGGAAAAUGCCUGAUAAAAUUCCAAGUUUUUAUAAAGAAUUAAAUCGAAUUCGAAAAGCUGCAAUUGCAUACAGUUUCAAUGAUCUAUUGACAAGUAUAGCUGACUUACUGGAUCUAGAAUGUAAUAAUUUGCCAGGCGGUACUCAUCCAGAUUGUGCUCUACAAUUAACUCAUGCUGCUAUAGAAUUACGAAAACCUUAUGCUAUGGACCCUAAACUUUCAAUCGGUCCAAUGAUAACAAAAUAUACCCACCAUGAUCUUAUGUAAUUUAUAAUCAAAAAAAUAAAUGAUUUGUGGUAUUUUAUCAAGUUAAACUCCUUGAUUAAUAGGCUCAUGUAAAUGAAUAAUUUAAGAAAAAUUACAUUUUUGUAUUUGUUUAUGGCUGAUUUUAAAUAAAUAUGUA
Molecule: messenger RNA, 1785 nt
Organism: Sipha flava (yellow sugarcane aphid)
Lineage: Eukaryota; Metazoa; Arthropoda; Insecta; Hemiptera; Aphididae
Gene: IntS14
Product: integrator complex subunit 14
Exons: 7
Coding region: 225-1649 (474 amino acids)
Biological process (GO): snRNA 3'-end processing
Cellular component (GO): integrator complex
Source: RefSeq, a predicted model, not a curated record